ACGCAGAGUACUUGGGACCGACUCCCAGUUUAUCCAUGGCUGCUCUUCUUUCCUUAUCUUCAAGUUCCUUGACCAGAACAGCCAUUGCUCUGCCUCAUCCAACCACUUCCUUCAAGGGAAAUGUGAAGAUUCUGAACUCAAAGCAGUUCAGCUUUUCUUCACUCAAGCUCAAAUUCAAGGUGGGAGAUGGAAAACCAUUGGUUGUUCGCAGCCAGGCCGCUGCGUCUUCCUUGUCUGCCUCUCCCGUCGAGAGUGUGCGGUUCCGUCUGGACAAUCUUGGACCACAGCAAGGUUCGAGGAAGAAGGGCAAGAGAAAGGGGAGAGGUAUAUCGGCGGGACAGGGUGGUAGCUGUGGAUUUGGAAUGAGAGGACAGAAAUCAAGGUCUGGGCCUGGUGUAAGAAAAGGAUUCGAAGGUGGACAGAUGCCUCUUUAUCGGAGAAUUCCCAAACUUAGAGGAAUUGCAGGAGGUAUGCAUGCUGGGUUACCUAAAUAUGUGCCAGUGAAUCUGAAAGACAUUGAAGCGGCAGGAUUUCAGGAAGGGGAAGAGGUCUCUUUGGAAAGUUUGAAGGAGAAGGGCUUGAUCAACCCAUCAGGAAGAGAAAGGAAACUCCCAUUAAAGAUUUUAGCUGAUGGAGAGCUAAGUGUGAAGCUAAAUAUCAAAGCUCGGGCUUUUUCAUCAGCAGCAAAAGAGAAGCUUGAAGCUGUUGGCUGUUCCCUUACUGUAUUACCUGGGCGAAAGAAGUGGGUUAAGCCAUCAGUGGCUAAGAACCUCGCACGGGCUGAUGAAUACUUCGCAAAGAAAAGGGCUGCAGCAGCUGCUGCAGAACAAGCUGACUGACUCCAAAAUUGCGGUUGGUGACAAAUUCCAGGUUAAAUCUCCUCCUCAGUAAUUUUGGGCCUUAGCUAAUUUGUGGGCAUUAAGUCCAAUUUCACAUAGUUGUCUGAUUGAAUUGAUGAUUGAUUUUCAAGUGCAAAAUUUUCUCUCUGAAGAUGUUGACGCUCUCUUUUACUUAUAUUAAAUUACCAUAACCAUUAAAAAA
This is a messenger RNA of Cucurbita maxima (winter squash), 1041 nucleotides long. RefSeq names its product 50S ribosomal protein L15, chloroplastic-like. Gene Ontology annotation, molecular function: structural constituent of ribosome. Gene Ontology annotation, cellular component: ribosome; cytosolic large ribosomal subunit. The transcript has 6 exons. The coding region runs from base 36 to 839 and encodes 267 amino acids. NCBI's taxonomy places the organism in Eukaryota, Viridiplantae, Streptophyta, Magnoliopsida, Cucurbitales, Cucurbitaceae. The record is from RefSeq and is a predicted model, not a curated record. Gene Ontology annotation, biological process: translation.